AUGGAGGACAUACACGAGCUCGUUGAUGUCCUGCUGCUCUGCGACUGCAACCUGUAUGAGCGCUAUCCAGAGCUGGUGCAGCGGGUGGACUAUUUUUUGUACGACUGGACAGAACAUACACUCGCACGCACACAGGCACUGCUGCGCCGGCAUGCCAAGCGCCUGAGACGGCCCAUGCCGAAUUCCGCAACUUGCUACCAGAACAAUGGCGAAGACGAGUCCUUCACACAUGCGCGGUCAGUCAACGUGGUAUGGCGCCAGUGGGCCGUCGGCCGCCUGCAGCUGCCGCCGUACCCGCCCGAGCGCAUCAACUGGAACAAGGACGCGGACCCAGUGUUUCUGUACGCACAGAUGCCGGCGCUGCGGCUCGAGGUGCCGUGGUCAGCACACUCGCUGUCGCUGACGUCAAAGGAGAGCACUCCAGUAGCGGCUGCACCGAUAGCCCGGACGGACUUGCAGACAUUCCUGACUUCGCCGACGCUGAGCCCGGCGUCAAGCCCGCCGUAUUCGCCGAUGCACUCGCCAGCCAUGUCGAUUCGCGAGAGCAUGUCCACGAGCUCCCUGGGCUCUGACACGACUCUGGAGAACACGCCAGCGGUGCAGGAGGGCGGUAUGCGGCCGCGCCUGCGCUUCAACGAUCAGGUCGAGCAGUGCAUGGUGGUGUUCAAGCAGGAGCGCGAGUGUCUGCCCGCUGACUACGAGGAUAACUGCGAUGAGGAGGGUGACGCCGCGAUGCGUUAUACCAAUAAUGUGCCUGUGCGGCGUACCCUGCGAAAUGGCGGCGCUGCCAGCCGCGGCCGCCGCUCGCUUGUGAUCAAGCUUGCUCCCACACAGCUCAAGGGAGACCACCGUAGGCUGACGGCCACGCCGGCCCCAGCCCUCAGUCCGCCGCCAAGCAUGUACGACGAUAGCGACGAUGAAGAUCUGUUCAAUGACUUUAACAGUGGCAUUGCGCUCUUUGGCGGUCCCACGCCUGCCGAUCGGAUUACCAGUGCGCACUUGAGUCACAACGCCAUUCCGGGUGACAGCAAGAAUGGCGUCAGUGGAUACGUGCAGGGCUACGUCCAGUCGGUCGCAGGCCAGGUCCGCCGCUUUGUCAGCGAUGCUGUGUCGGUCUCGUCGUUCACUGUCGAGAAGCAGGCUCGGUCGACCACCAGCAGCACCUCGUCAACCUCGGUGGCAUCGUACGUGCCUGACCCGUUUGCUGCGCGGCACACCCAGCAGCCCUCGACGCCCACUGCGCCUUACAUGAAUGCUGGCUCCAGCAUUAGAGCAACCAGUGAUACGCAUUGUCAUCAGGCCUCCACCGCUGCCUCCUCGAGCAUUGUGCGAGACCCGUUUGCAGCUGCAAACCACAAGAGCUCCCACGCCGACCGUGUGCCCUUUGAUGAUGACGAGGACGCAAUCAUCCAAGAGUUCGAGCGCGAGAUGCAGCAGUACCACUACAAGCCUGCCGCGGUGACGAGUCCCUCGACAUCAUUGCCAAAGCAUCACGCUGGCUAUGCAGCCAGCGGUAAUGUGCAUCAUGCAGCACAACCACGCGAUCGCGAUGCCUACAUCGGCAGCGAAUACCACUUCCAUGGCAUUGAUGACGAGGACGACGACGACAUGGCCGCGUACAGCACCCGUAUGGAUCUUGCUGAGCCCCACAGCGCCUAUGUGACAGCGCGGGGAUCACCGCUUACCUCAACCGACAGUCUCGAGCGGAGCAACACAGCCGGCGGCCCCAAGCAGUUCCAGCAGCGCCAUGAUUCACUCAUUGACCGUGCUGAGGACACUAUCGUCAACACGGUCGAUGCCGUCAAGUGGUGUGCGUCCUUCAUCUCCAACUACACUAUCUUCUGAGUGAGUGCGUAGUAGGCUGAGCGGGACGGUUGCCAGACCUUGAGGGGCUGAGCGGGCAAUGCCCAAAAAAUACCUUGCAUUCUCUGUGUUGUAUUCACCACUCUACACCAACCACCCCUUUCUCGCUCAUCUAGCUGUCAUAUUUCUUUACCCUUCUUCCCACUCGUAGCUUGUACAUGUCCUUUUCUCAGUUCACUUAUUGUCGUUAGUUUUGCAUUAUACACACUCCUCUCAGCUGGAAUUCACAAUGUCUUGCAGCACUUUUUUUCGUAGCCACAUGUCCAAACAUGCAUUGUUCAAUAUCUCUUGUGCAUGCAUGCAAUCCCAGUUCACAGCCAGAAAUCCAGCUGGAGAGGAAUGACAUUGAUGCCCAGCUCGCCCUUUGCAGCUUCUCUGCACGACCCCUCUGAAAAGGAUGCACUGAGCUGUGGAAAGGGCGCAUACAGCACCAUGCAUGCAGACACGGG
This is a messenger RNA of Linderina pennispora, 2312 nucleotides long. RefSeq lists its product as uncharacterized. The record is from RefSeq and is a predicted model, not a curated record. The coding region runs from base 1 to 1845 and encodes 614 amino acids. The transcript is spliced from 2 exons. NCBI's taxonomy places the organism in Eukaryota, Fungi, Kickxellomycota, Kickxellomycetes, Kickxellales, Kickxellaceae.